This is a messenger RNA of Pygocentrus nattereri (red-bellied piranha), 1661 nucleotides long. It is a transcript of the gene mtfp1, whose product is annotated as mitochondrial fission process 1. Lineage: Eukaryota; Metazoa; Chordata; Actinopteri; Characiformes; Serrasalmidae. Gene Ontology annotation, cellular component: mitochondrion. Gene Ontology annotation, biological process: mitochondrial fission. The transcript is spliced from 4 exons. The record is from RefSeq and is a predicted model, not a curated record. The coding region runs from base 94 to 591 and encodes 165 amino acids.
UUGGACGAAGUGGCUCCUACCCCACAGUCCGUCUGUCCUCAGUGCAGUACUGCGAGCCUUUGAGAAGGUAGCUAAUGUACUAAAGAGGGAAUAAUGAAGCCCACAUCUGAGGACGAGGGUAAAAAGGUCGAUAUUUAUCGUGACACAUGGGUUCGGUUCCUGGGCUAUGCCAACGAGGUGGGGGAGGCGUUCCGUGCCUUGGUGCCCGUCAGCAUGGUGUGGGCCAGCUACGCGGUUGCCAUGACGUAUGUGUCGGCGGAUGCAGUGGACAAAGGGAAGAAGGCAGCUGCGGCUCAUGGUGACAACCCAGGGAAAACUACACGGAUAGCUGUGGCAGUCGUGGACACGUUUGUGUGGCAGGCCUUGGCAUCUGUGGCCAUUCCAGGAUUCACCAUCAACCGUGUGUGUGCUGCUUCUCUGUAUCUGCUAAGCAAGACCACGCGGUGGCCUUUACCCAUGCGCAAAUGGACCACCACCGCCAUCGGCCUUUCUACUAUUCCUUUCAUUAUUACACCCAUCGACAGGUCUGUAGACUUCCUGCUGGACUCCAGCCUGCGUAAGGUGUACGGAGGAGGAGAAAAGCAUGAAUGAGCCCUGUGGAGCCAAGCUGAAUUCUAACCUCGAUGCAGUGGUCUAGAUAAACCCCAACAAACCAGCGGACAUUUUUUUUUAUUUCUCCCCACAAAUCACCCUAAACCCACAACCUCGUUCAGUUUCAUGUACUGUCAGCCACACAACAUUGUGGUAUGUGAUAAUGCUGAAAACAGCCCACCAGUGAGACAUUUCUAUUACGAGAUGUUUUAUUGCCUGUUCACAGGUUUUAUGCACCUUAAACUUCCUUCUGUUUGCAUAAAGGUUGAAUAGAUUAGAUUACAUUAAGGCAAAAAAAUUAUUUCAUUUGCUAUUCCUAAUACUGUUUUGGUGCCAUAUUUGGUGUGUAAUAUUUCAAGUUGUACCUCAGUAACAGUUAUCUUGAAGGAUAUUGAAUAGUUUAGAUCAAUAUUUAAGGCACUUACAAAGAAAAUAACAAAAUGGGAAUAUGUAGGCUUUAAACUACACUAUGCAAGUAAAACCAAAGCCGCUGUUAAAGACAUCAAUUUUAACUGUGUAGAGGAAAAUGUAGAUAUAAGACAAAGAAGGGAAGAAGACAGAAAUGUAACGGUGAUUCAGGGCUUAAUUUCCAGCAAGAACACUGACAACGUCCACAUUAUAAGCCAUGUCUCUAUGAGAACUGCACAAAAUUGCCUAAUAAAGCAGCAACUGUGACAUCAAAACAGAAAAUAAAUAAACUUUAUUAGUUUCCUUUAGUCUUUUAUCCAUAUAUAUAUAUAUUAUAUAUAUUUUUUUUAAGUGCAUGCAUCUAUGAAUACUAGCUGGAAACCUUUUGUUUACAUAAAUGUACUUGUUCUUCUUUUCAUGAAUAGCGACUUGUUUUCUUUCUUUUCAUGUUUUGGGCAUCAAAGGGUUUUGGGCAGAUAGGGUUGUAUUCUAGCCUCCAUUCGCAUCCUUUCUUUGAGCACUGUAUAGAGUAUUUUUCGUUCUUGUACAAGUACUGUAGGGAAAUAUGUAUUUUAAAUGUAAAAUCUUUAACAUGUGAAAAGGAAAAGCACUGUUUAGAAAAACGGUUGGAGUACUGUAAUAAAAUUCAUAAGAACACCAAA